Molecule: messenger RNA, 1188 nt
Organism: Gambusia affinis (western mosquitofish)
Lineage: Eukaryota; Metazoa; Chordata; Actinopteri; Cyprinodontiformes; Poeciliidae
Product: transmembrane protein 230-like
Exons: 6
Coding region: 275-724 (149 amino acids)
Biological process (GO): synaptic vesicle transport
Cellular component (GO): synaptic vesicle; endomembrane system
Source: RefSeq, a predicted model, not a curated record
CGCUUUUCCCCUGCGCCACCACAGCUGCAUGUAGUUACCCUUCACCUCUCCAUCUGCCUGCCCAUCACUUUCACUUUAGGAAAAGUUUAAAACAGCUCUGCUUCACCCACAGUGACAUCCACGCUACAAUUUAAGAGCUUGACAGACAAUUAGCUACAGGCUAACAUGUUUAGCAUGUUGAAAUCAAUCUGGAGCUGCUUUUUGAAAACCAACUGUUCAGGUGGGAGAACCUGUUCAUAGAAGAACUGAACGUCGUACUCUUCACAAAUCUGACAUGAUUGUGACCCAUCCAGAGUCCGUACUUCCGGCUCAAUGGCCGCUGGAUCCUGGGAGGAUACGCAGCAGCUGUUAUGCUACGCUAACAGCAGCUGGAAGCAACAUGUUGACAGCUGGAUUAUCCAACAACAAGGUGAAGUAUUCCCGACUGGCAGCUGAUGACGAUGGCUACAUCGACCUGCAGUUCAAGAAGAGUCCACCAAAGAUCCCGUACAAGGCGAUUGGCGUGGCAGUAAUCUUGUUCCUGAUUGGCUCCUUGCUGAUCCUUUUGGGAGCCCUUUUUCUGGCCGGGAUCAUCAACGUCGAGAAUCCCGACCGCACCAUCCCUGUCAUCGUCAUAGGCCUCCUGGUCUUCCUGCCCGGCUUUUACCACCUCAGGAUCGCCUACUACGCCGCCAAGGGUUACCGCGGUUACUCCUACGAUGACAUCCCGGACUUUGGCGACUGACCCGAGCGUCUGUUUGCUCUCUGAAUCGAAUGUAGCAGAACGAACGGAGCAGUGGAGGCCGACAUGUCGGAGCUUUGCUGAAACGUUGCAGAAAUGUAUAACUGUUUGCUCUUGUUUCUUCUUCGCUUUAUUGGCCUCCACGCCGAAGCACGACUGACCUCAGAGACUCAAGCUGCUUUAUUAGCAGCAGAGGAAGCAGGCCUGCAAAAGCUCGACACAGAAAUCCUAACGUAUUAUUUACCGUCGCUCCAAGGCAGCUGUAGCUCUAUACUCUCAUCCUUACCGGUUCUUCUGGGACAGAGUGUUUGCAUUAUAAAUCAAAAGUAGAUUUUUUUGUAUGGUGUGCAGGUAUAUUGUUUUAAAGUGUUUGUACUCUUGCUCUGUGUUUAGAAUGUUUCUCUUUAUUAUGCUGGAGUGGCAAUAAAGAAUGUUUUGACGUUGCUGCAAUGAAGCAGAAAAUAAAA